Molecule: messenger RNA, 887 nt
Organism: Triticum dicoccoides
Lineage: Eukaryota; Viridiplantae; Streptophyta; Magnoliopsida; Poales; Poaceae
Exons: 6
Coding region: 174-860 (228 amino acids)
Source: RefSeq, a predicted model, not a curated record
AUCCCUCUUUCAACCUAAAACAACGCCCACUGUCCCAACGCCAGCAGAUAAGCGCCGAGUGGGGGAAGAGGCAACAAUAUUCGCCAAAGCCCAUACGAGCGAUACCAGUGCCAAAUGCAACGGGGGGACUCAACAAUGCUGACCGCGGAGGUAAUACCUUACCAUCUUCACCCAUGACAAAUGUGAUUCAGGAGUUCUACUCUUCCCUCAAUGACAAGGACAUCGCGCGGCUCACGCAGCUGAUUCACCCUGAUUGCACCGUCAAGCACACUUCAUAUUAUAAACCACUGGACAUCAAGAAUACGAUUACCUACUUCGCAAGGCUUAUGGAAGCUAUGAGAAAGAAUGUCAAAUUUGCCAUUGAUGAGGUCUGUCACGGAGUAGAACCCACUGUUGCUGCAGCAAUGUGGCACCUUGAGUGGAACGGUAAGAUCAUACCAUUUACCAAAGGCUGCAGUUUCUACACGUGUUCAGCAAAAGGAGAAGCGCUUCUUAUUAGGAAAGUCCACAUCUUCAACGAGUCACCUGUGAAACCAGUAAAUCUGGCAUUGGACAUACUUCUAUUUGUUACCUUUUUGUUCGACCUACUUCCAAAACAAGCUGAAGAUUUUCUACAGAAUCCAGAAGCACUAGUCCAGUCCUUUGUGAAGUUUUACAAAUUCCUCCUGGAGCCUGUUAUCGUGUAUCUUGUUGCAUAUUCUAUCCGCUUCUGGUCAUUUGUUGUGAAGCUCUACAAAUUAUACGUGGAGCCUAUUAUCGUGCAUCUUCUAGCAUAUAAUUUCCGCUUCUGGUCAUUUGUCGCACGAAGAUUGGAUAUGGUGCUCGACGUGUUGUAUAACAUAUUCAAGCAGUUCAUGUAAGGAAAAACUAAUAUCCCAGAAAAUUCU